ACGAGUUGAUCUGAGUCACAGAGAGCGCAGAGCUUGUGGAAGUACAAAUCAAAAAAAUGGAGAACACGGCGAUGCUGAAGGACUGGUUCGAGCGAGUCGACUCGGAGAAAACCGGAACCAUAACAGCUCCUCAGCUCAAGAGCGCUCUCUCCGUCGGAAACCUCGAAUUCUCUCUCUCCGUCGUCCAGCAAAUGAUCAGGAUGUACGAUUUUGACAGAAAUGGCACUAUGAGCUUCGAUGAAUUCGUUGCACUCAACAAGUUCCUUCUUAAGGUUCAACAAGCUUUCUCUGACCGAGAAAGGGGUCGUGGCUAUAUUGUUCCGGAUGACGUAUAUGAGUUUGCGAGAGCUUUGAUCAAAAGAAGAAUGGGAGAUUUCGGCUGGAUGACUUCAUAUCUCUUUGUAUAUUUUUACAGUCUGCUCGGAAUUUAUUCAGUUCAUUUGAUACAGCAAAGCAAGGCAGGGUGACUCUUGAUCUCAACCAGUUUGUCUUUUGCACUGCAAAUUGUAGAAUAUGAAAUCAACUCCAGAAUACCAGGCAAAGGUGACUAGCAGAUGUGGUACAUUGCCUCCGUACAUUUGUCUGAUGUUUAUACUAUAUUCGAUUUUUCUGGCUCUGUAGUUCUUUUAAUACAAUUGUUGAUACUGAAAAUUGCUUAUUUGAAAUGAUGAUGCCAAGCAAGAUGUGCUUUAGUAAUGGCCAAUGUGUCUCAGCUCAAGUCUUGGUUUGUUU
Molecule: messenger RNA, 732 nt
Organism: Quercus lobata
Lineage: Eukaryota; Viridiplantae; Streptophyta; Magnoliopsida; Fagales; Fagaceae
Product: sorcin-like
Exons: 10
Coding region: 57-467 (136 amino acids)
Molecular function (GO): calcium ion binding
Source: RefSeq, a predicted model, not a curated record